AUGUAAAAUUUACCUUAUGAUUAGAAUGUAUGUUUGUUAGAUGUUCAAAUUAGAUACAUCACUUAACGAAUCGAAAAUUAAUGUGAUCAAAUAGAGAAUUAAUAAGAACAAUUAAACGAUCUAAAAAAAACCAUUUCUCAAAAAUUAUUAGAAUUGAAUGAAAUUGAAACAAGAUUAAGUAAGACAGAAAGGAAACAAAAUCUAAAAAUUUAAAAGAGAAUGUCUUUUGAUAACUUUGAGUUUUAAUAGUUGUAUGAAGAAUACAUGCUUGCUAAAAUUAAAAAUACUUAAUUUUAGCAUCAAUUCACUGAAAGUAUGCUCAAAUAAAAAGAAUUGCAACUUCAUAAAAAACACCUACUCAAAAAACUAGAAUUACAUCAUAUGAUUAGUGAAGAAUUAACUAAUUAGAAUAACACUCUAUAAAAAGAAUUAAAAUAAAAAGCUGAUUUUCUCAACAAAUUUGGAUAAUUAGCCCAUAAUAAGAGAAUUAAGAAUGUUACAUCCACCUAAUCAAUGAAAAACUAUAUUUCUAUUUAAUAUGAGGAUUAAUUUGUUGCUAAUCAAAUUAAAACCCUUGAAAUGCACUAUUAAGAUAAUGAAAUCCCAUUUUAAAUUAAAAAUAAUGAAUAAAAUGAGGAUGUAAUCAAGCAAAAAGACACUGAUGAUGAUUUGAGUUUAGAUCUACCAAUUAUUGAAAAUCUCAAAGAUGAAACUAUUAAUAUUGAAUUGAAUUUAGAAUAAUCUGAAAAAGUUAUAUAGAGAACCCUAUAAGAAGAGUUUGAUGAGUGUAUAUCAGAUGAAGAAUAACCAAUAUACUAAAACAGUUCACUUUUUAUUUGA
Paramecium sonneborni is the source of this 840-nucleotide messenger RNA. The record is from the annotation of a GenBank genome assembly. NCBI's taxonomy places the organism in Eukaryota, Ciliophora, Oligohymenophorea, Peniculida, Parameciidae.